Molecule: messenger RNA, 927 nt
Organism: Daktulosphaira vitifoliae (grape phylloxera)
Lineage: Eukaryota; Metazoa; Arthropoda; Insecta; Hemiptera; Phylloxeridae
Product: metalloendopeptidase OMA1, mitochondrial-like
Exons: 1
Coding region: 37-927 (296 amino acids)
Biological process (GO): mitochondrial protein processing; protein quality control for misfolded or incompletely synthesized proteins
Cellular component (GO): mitochondrial inner membrane
Molecular function (GO): metalloendopeptidase activity
Source: RefSeq, a predicted model, not a curated record
CCAAAAUUAAUAAUACGAAGAAAACUUGAAGAGAUAAUGUUUGAAAUAUCGGCUUUAUUUUUUGGAGGCAAAAUUAGGCAAUGGUGGCUAACUUUGACCAGAGAACAAAAAGCAAAUUACGUUACGUGGUUAACAAAAUGGGGAAUAUUUACCGUUGUACCUGGUACAUAUGUAUUCUGUAAAAGUAUAAAUUAUUAUUGUGAUUAUAAUAAAGUUAUAAAUCCAUACAAUGGGUUUCCAACGUUAAUGCUAUACUCGAUUAAAGAACUUAAUGACUUAAGUGAUUGGGUAACUAAGAUAAUGGUUGAUGAUUUUGGCGCUUCAAAAAAAUUAAUACAAGAUGCUGACAACAAAAUUAUAAACAAAAUUUUUUUAGCUAAUAAUUUCAUCAAUGAAGUUUUUCCUUGGCAAGUAUUUGUCGUAGAUAGCAACGAUAUGAAUGCUUUUUGCUUACCAAAUGGAUCAAUAUUUGUAUACACUGGAUUGUCAAGGAAAAUCAAAGAAGAAGAUGUUAUGAUCUUAAUCAUAGGUCAUGAAAUAGCUCAUUGUUUACUUAAUCAUGCAAUGAUAAACCUAAGUUAUGAUUGGAUUUUCAAUAUAAUAGAUUUCUUUCCACGGAUAUUAGGGAAUGCGUUUUUAACGUAUCAACAACAAUUUUUUUUUGACUUAUUUUUUCAAUUAACAUACUCUCUAACUCAAACACUUCCAAGGAGACGAAAAUUGGAGUUAGAAGCUGACUCGUAUGGUGCUGUUAUGGCUGUAGAAGCUGGGGUAAAGGCAUCAGAAUUCAAUAAAUUGUGGACAUUGUUUGAGGAGUAUGAGCCUGAUCCAACUUCAAAAUUAGGUCGUUUUUUAAGUAUUUUAAGCACACAUCCUUUAAGUAAUGUGCGCCGUGAUAAUUUAAUACAAUUUAUUGAGGAUAACUAA